Messenger RNA from Linnemannia hyalina, 1715 nucleotides. The record is from the annotation of a GenBank genome assembly. NCBI's taxonomy places the organism in Eukaryota, Fungi, Mortierellomycota, Mortierellomycetes, Mortierellales, Mortierellaceae.
AGGCCUGGAUGAUGGAUCAAGACGGUCUUGUUACCGGGCCUGGCAAGUCCAGGUCGGGAGGGAACGAGAAGACCUGGGAUCUGUAUGGACGACCAGCUGGUUCUUCUUCAUGGAAAAAUGACAAGAGCUCUCAAGAUUUGGCAGCCGGUUCUGAUUCUGGUGUCGAUAGAGGUGGCGUGUCUGGUGGAGAUGAAGAACAGGAGGAUUAUAUGGUUUCGGAUGGGAUGGAUGUUGGUAGCAAUGCUAACGAGGGGAAAGGGGGUGAGGUGGAUGAGUUCUUUGAGGAUGACGAGUAUGAGAUGGAUGGGAGUAGUGAGGGUGAUGAUGAAGAGGAUGAGGACGACUUUUUGCUGGGCUUGACUCCAGGAGCAACACCUCAGGAAGCAUAUAUCGAUAUCUGGAACGAGGGCAGUGACAACCUCUCGGAGGACGACUUUCUGGAACUGGAGGAAGACUACCAUUUGGUGGCAAAGACAGGACGAUCUCAACAGCAGUCACUUGGUCGCAGCCUGGACCCCAACACAAAAUACAUGACCUACCUCCCCUACGCCGGUCUGACCAACCAAUUCUAUGGCAUGCUCCGUGCUAUCAUGGUCGCCAAGUCCCUGGGCAGAACCUUGAUCCUGCCUCCGAUUACCGCCUCCAGCCACGACAAGUCCAAGCAGAACCAGCCUUGGUCCGACUACUUUGAUCUCGGCACCUUCAUGCAGCUCACGGGGGUGAAUGUUGUCGAACUCAAAGACUUGCGACAGGCCGACAGGUUUAGUUCGAUCGAGAGUCUGAACUGCCACAUCACCUGCGGAUUUGGAUCGUUGCGACCCCUGGAUUUCACGGCGAAGGAGUUCCUGAGGCAGUGGAAGUUUGAUCUGUCGAUGACCCAGCUCGAGAUCGAGACGACAGAGUUCAAUGAGCUCGUGCCGGCGCUCCGGAGUCAGGAGAACGAGCAGAUGUUGUGUAUCACCAAUGGGUACAAGAUUGCGGUCCCAACGAAGGAGGAGUGGGAUCUGUAUGGACGGUACUUUUAUUUUAACCCUGCGGUCGACCGAUUCUUUUCUGCGGCGCUGGAUAAGCUGAGUGCCAGGAACAGUUUGCAGCAACAGCAGCGUCUCUACGAGUCUGAGCAGGAAAGGAGCCAGCAGCAGGAGGAGGAGUCUUUGGGACUUGACGAGGAGAAGCAACAACAACACCAUAACGACUUUGACCAAAGUGUCGACACUAAUGACCAACUUUAUGAACACAUGAACAACGCCGUCACCACCAACACUCGCCACUACUAUAACAACAAUAAUAUCAACAACGCGGCCCCACCCGGCUCUUACAUCUCUAUCCACGCCCGGCGCGGGGACUUUAUCGAUUACUGUCAGCAACAGUUCCCACAUGCACUCUCAUCGUGCCUCCCAACAACCCAAGAGCUGGCCUCGAAGCUGAACGAUCUGUUGGUGUCCGACCCUAGUCUUCGUGGUCUGCCCGUGUAUGUCUCUACAAACGAGGACCGGUCUGAGGAACUGGCCGAGUUCCGGUCGAUGGGUUGGCAAGUCUUGGAGGAUUCGUUCCUGGAAGCGAGUGAGAGGCUUGGAGUGUUUGGCCCGAUGAUGAUGGAUCAGGUGUUUAUGGCGCAGGCGCAGACACUGAUCGGUGUCCGGACGAGUACCUUUUCAAGGGUGGGUGUUUACCGUCAGGAGGACUGGUACGGACGUCGUGCUUUCCUGAUGUGA